CAGAGGGGGGCGUGGCGUGGGUUUGGAGGAAAGAGGCAAAACAAUCUUGAAUCGUCCGGACCGGGCGGCAGCUGGAGAUCCUGCUGGAGGCGGCGGUGGGAAAAAAACGAAAACUUUGCAUGUAGAGUAGAAAGUUUAAGAGUCGGAUCCAGUCGAGACAACCCCGAUAAAUGUAUCAGACUCCAGCAAUUUGCACUAAAACCUAUAGAAAGCUGGUUUUCUUUCUUUAGUCUCCACUCGCCCCCCGCUCUGAAGAAGAAGAAAAAAAGGCAAAUGGAUUCCAGAUACAUUUCGGAGAAGUCUUCGGUUGGGACGAGGGUCGGCGGCGGCGUCGGAGCGGACUUCAACUGCCGGGCAGGCCGCUCCGUGCUCCGCGACGCCCGGGUCCUCGCGGCGGAGAAGAGGGGCGUAAUGCCGGUGUUCACGCGCGGGCCCGUCCUCUACAAAUUCGUAAUGGACGUCAGCUCGGCGGAGGUGAAAAGUGGAAAAACCCCCGCGGAAGGGAGCGCACCGGCUCCGGGUGCUCGGAUAAUGUUCGACGCGGAAAAAACUGGUCUUGGGGAUCAUAAAGACACUGGCUCCACUGGGAUCUUGAAGAGGGCCAGUCCCACUCACUGCCCUGGCAUCAACGGUCUUUUACAAGGUGGCUUCAAACAUCUGGACAUCAGCAACCCGUGGAAACAGGCAGAGCUGGCCAACAGCUUCAGGGCAGCACAAGUGCAAAACGCACCACCGGCAGAAAGACAACCGCUCCCUUCCUCCCACAUCCCUGUCCCCAGAAACAGGAAGCCCUCAGGUCACGCUGAUAAGGAAGUGAUGGCUGCCACCGUCCUGACCUCACUGUCCACAUCCCCUUUGGUGCUCCACCCUUCCUCUGCAUCUACAGUCCCAGAGCCAGCCAGCAGGGCUUGGAAAGAGGUGCUAUCGGCUAGCUACAGCAGUUCGACCAGCGGCAACUGGAGCUGGGAUACCAGCGACCAAUCGGUGCCCUCCACACCGUCCCCUCCUCUCUCCAACGAUAACACCAAGAACUUCCUGCUCUCGUCCCAGGGUGAUGAUGUCAAUGAGGAUAACACAGAGAGCACGCACUUCAUGUUUGAGGACCCCAUACCUCGGAAGCGAAAGAACUCCAUGAAGGUGAUGUUCAAGUGCUUGUGGAAGAACUGUGAAAAGGUCCUCAGCACUUCCUCAGGGAUCCAGCGACACAUCCGCACCGUCCACCUGGAGCGAACCUGCGACUCCGACUACAGCGACGGAGAGGAGGACUUCUACUACUCAGAGAUCGAGGUCAACAUGGACAGCCUGACCGAGGGCCUGUCCAGCCUCACACCCACCUCGCCCACCACGGCUGGUCCUCCGCCCGUCUUCCCGCCGCCGCUCAACGAUGUCCCUCACUCCGAACACAUCAACAUGUAUGGUGCGCAGAGCCACGUCCCAACACUGCUCAGCCAAUCAGCUCCCUCCACGCUCUGCCACAUCCGCACUGACCACGCCUACCAGGCCACUGCUCCAGUGAAUAUCCCAGUGGGUCCCGAGCUGGCAGGGUUAGACAGUGGUAAUGGGACCCGGCCUGGAACUGGGAUUGGGAAUGGCAUCAGUGUGUCGUGGCAGUCCCCUCCUGUCAUUUUCAAAGGCACCCCGGGGCCUGUGACCCACGUCCGAACUGUCAGCAUCGGUGAAAAGCGGCAGCCGGCAGCCAACACACACACCACUGUUAUUAAGAACCCUGCUUUAGUAACGCCACCAGCUAAGUCGAUACCAGGAACCAGGAAACCCCGUGGGGAGGCAAAGAAGUGCCGAAAGGUGUACGGCAUGGAGAAGAGAGACAUGUGGUGCACAGCCUGUCGCUGGAAAAAAGCCUGUCAGAGAUUCACCGACUAAUCCAGUCCCCUUCCCAAACCUCUGUGAGAUGAGCUCUCCCUCACUCGGCGCGAUGGCGAGGUGGACUCUUCCACUGAGGAGACGAGGGGAGAUCUCUUCAGGACGGAGCUCUCAGCGCUGCUUCCUCCAGCCCGGCCGGGGCUUCGCCUUCUCUUUCUCUUUCCGUUUCCAAACACAAAGAGAAAAUAAAAACCGGUGGGUUAAGAAAAAAAAAGAAAAAAUCGGCAAGAAAAAAGAACUUUGUGUAGGUUUGGAGACUUUUUCUAAGACUGAGAUAUUUUCACACAUGAAUAAGAAAAAAAAAACGAUUUUUUAAUUGGAUUCUGAAAUGUCUGAUUUGAUUUUUGUUCAUCACAUUUUUUUCUCAACUCAAGGCAAUGUGUAAAGACUUCAGAUACGCUUGUUGGUAUCCUCUGUUGUUGGUUACAGGAGCAUCAUGUAAGCUACUGUUUGUGGGGUGGGUCGUGACUCUUUUCGGAGGUUCACGGAUUAACCAGAUUUGCUUGGUAAGACCUCUGUAGCAUUUUGUUUCUCAUUAUCACUGUGUAAGGGACUUCAAACCUACCAAAGGCAAGACGCCGGUUCACUUACAACCAACAGCGUAGGUGUGAGCUCGAUACCAAAUCUAACAUCACUGUCUACUGCAGUCGUACUGUGUAUCGACUGCAUGUUAUUUCAAUAUCUUACCCACCCAUUCAAUUCAGUACAGCCAGCGACACGAAUUUAGCAAAAGAAUUGCACAAAAAAACUCACACCAAGUGGUACAGAGUUUCCCCUUGACUUUCCAAAAAAUAUUUUCUAGAGAUGUACACAAUCCCUGAAAUAUAUGUCCCUCUCUCCUUUACUAUAAUUUUGCCCUAGAGAUAUGCUCCUCGAAGAAAUGAGUCAUCUUUUGGAGUAUCACUGUAACCGCAGCAGAGAGAGCGGAUAGCUAUUUCGUAUUAAAGAGUUUAUUUUCAGCGAUGAGUUCUUGAAGCAACAAGCAGUUGCACUGUGCAAUCAGCAGGAGUACAGCAUUUAAUAUUGUAUUCCUUUCUUUGUGGUUGUCAUUUGCUGACAAUUGAUGUUCUCAAAGAGAUUGUUUACCACGGUGAAUGAUACAUGAAUGAUAACUGCCCUUUGAAACUAACUUAUAGUCUGACUGGUGUAAAUUGUGUAUGUAGGUAAAUAACAUAGAGAUUGUAAACCAACAAUCACUACCUGAUAAUAAGUCAGGCCCUCUGAAUCCUUUGUUACAGUUUUCAAUGGAGAGGUUACGCAAUCUGUAGUAGUUGAAAAAUUAUAAUCAACCAGCAUUGAGACAUUUGUAGAUUCCCCAAGUUAACUUCAUAGGAAUCAAGACGUUCCCCCUGUGUUUCUAGUAGAGGUUAAAUCUUCUUUAAAUGGCCUUUUACUCUGGUCUGACAUUUGAUUUGAAAAAAAAAUAAGAAUCUAUAAAGUUGAGUGCAGAGCAGAGGUGUUGGCGGACGACUGUAGACUGAUUCAUUUGGAAGUAAAUGUAGCAAAAGCUUUUAAAUGUUGUACCAAAGUGGAGUCUUACUUUUUUAGAAUAGAUCUCUAUUAAAUAGUAGCUGGCCACGUUUCCAACUUUAGACAAAAUACAGGUGGUAGAUUUCUAGUUUGUUAAAAAUUGUAAUUUCUUAAUAUAUCCCUUUUCUUUGGCCAUUCUUAGAAAAUGUCAUCCUUUAAAUUUAAACCCCAAUAUGGUUGAUGCAUUGCAUCUGUAUCAGUCGUUAUAUAUAUAUAUAUAUAUAUAAAGUAUAUAAAGCAUAAAAACAAAUAGAAAAAAUGCAAAAGACUUCAUCUUUUGCAUCAUCGUCAUCUUACAAUUUUUUGAGAUAUUUCUAAAAGACGUUCAGAGUUUUUCCUGCAAUAGUCAAAUACUGUGACAUGAGUCAACUACUCGUUACCAAACUCAAAAUGUGUACCUGCAGACUGAAACGCAUUUGUAAUUGACCUGAUGACAUUUAUAGACCCCAUAAUAAUGAUAACGAUGAAAGUAGAAGACAGAGCCCCACAUGAGUAGCCACAUUUAAAGGUUCAAUGUGUAGAAUUUAGUGACAUCUAGUGGUGUAAGUUGCAUGUUGCAGUUGAACACCCCACAGCUUCUGGUUCCAAACAUGAGAGAGAACCAGAGGCGGAAUUUGGUUUUCAUAAAAACUCAAAAAGAUUUUUAGUUUGUCCAGUUUGGACUAAUGUAAAAAACACAGCAGCCUCCGUAGAGAGGACCCGCUCUGAUGUAAAUAUAGAGUAUUAAAAUAUAAAGGGCUCAAGGAUUAUUUUAUAUUCAAUUUCUGACAAUAGAUCCCUUUCACCAUAAUCGCACACACUGAACUUUUAAAGUAAUUCCCGACCUUUCUCAUGUUUCCCCUCAUUAGCUGUGGACGAUCUUCCGAGUCGCACUUUAGAUUUAAAUAAGUUUGCUUCUUAUACACUAAAGCCAAUUUAUAUAUUUAUGUAGCCCCUAAAUCACAAAUUUGCCUCAAACUAUUGAACCUUCAUCAGGCGUGUUACUGAUCUGGAGGCAGUGUCCUGACAGUAGAUGUAUAUUUUUGAGGAGAUUUGCUCCCUCGCUGUUUGUCAGCAGCGUUUUGAAUGUGGAGUCUGUGUCCUCAGCUCUCUGAGUGCUCCUGACACUGACCUCACCUAGUCACCAUGGCAGCGUGUGACACACACACAUGCAGAGAAGUAAAGAGUGCCUGUCCUUCCCUGUUUAAAGCACGACAACUUGAGCGCACUUAGAAUCAGUGCGACCUCGCACAUCUGUCGCCAUAGAAACACCUGCACUGUCCUCUGCCGCCACAGGGUCACUGGUGCCACUGGUGCUGUCGGCCGACGCCACCUGGUCGGAGCUGACCAGUUAGGAGAAGCAGAUGGCUGAUUGUUCAUUGCCGGCUUGAGGUCACGAAGCACACACUCGAUCGCUGUGGCUGUAAAAGUAAUUAUUAACCUGUCCUUCAGUUCCUUUCGUAAAAACCACCGUGAUGUUUUUAAAAAUUACCAAUCCUGCCUGUAAAGUGUUUAUUCCAGGGGUGUCCCAGAUAAGCUAGGCCCCCCCAGCCCUCCCCCCUCCCCCCCUCCCCACCUCUCUCUCUCGGGAGGCCUCUACCGGUCAGAAACUUCACAAAGUGCCAAUGAAAAGAACAUUAAAAGGAAAAAAUGUAUACUGACCUAAUGAAAUUGCACUAUGUUGCUCUGCGCAAAGACAUGUUUUUAUACAUGGACGUUUUAUAUACUUACAUUUUUGAAGUUUAUUUUCUAGGGGUGUUGGGAGGGGUGUGUCGUCACUGCCCGAUGGAGUACAAUGGGGUAUCAGGGAACGGGGUCUCUGUACCUUCGGGGGGGCCCCCCCCAUUUAUCAGCUCGACAGUCGAUGUCUUGCUCUCUGUGUCGGAUGUUAUCGCACUAAACAUCGUGGUGCUGGCAGCCGUGGAAGUGCGGUACUGGGACGUACAGUGCGGUACUUGGGCAGUCGGUCACUUUGCCUUUCCUUGGAGGAGUGCCCAGGGCCGAGAGCAGCAGCUGCCUUGUCUCAGUGACG
Molecule: messenger RNA, 5422 nt
Organism: Pleuronectes platessa (European plaice)
Lineage: Eukaryota; Metazoa; Chordata; Actinopteri; Pleuronectiformes; Pleuronectidae
Gene: slc2a4rg
Product: SLC2A4 regulator
Exons: 9
Coding region: 274-1881 (535 amino acids)
Biological process (GO): regulation of transcription by RNA polymerase II
Cellular component (GO): nucleus
Molecular function (GO): DNA-binding transcription factor activity; RNA polymerase II cis-regulatory region sequence-specific DNA binding
Source: RefSeq, a predicted model, not a curated record